CUCAAAAUCGCAAACCAGAAAGGCACGCUCUCAGUGACAAGCAACGUCACUUUGGUUCGUCUCUGGUUUUCCUCCCCUGAAACCCAGACGAUCUAAUCACCCAAUUAUGACUCCAAUCUGCGAGGAAUUGGAAACACAGCAACUGAGCACCUCGGAAUCGCCUAGCAAUAGCAAACCAGAAGCAACGAUCGGAAUCGACUGGGCCCCUCAGAUCGGCGACGAACUGGAUCUAACUGCUGAGAACAAAGCUGAUUCUCAGAUCGGCGAUGAAUUGAAGAGAGCUAUUGAGAGCGUCGGUGGAAAUGGGACGAGUGGGGAGAAAUCGAAGGCAGCUGAAGGAGAAGCAAUGGAGAGUUUGGAUGAGAAAGAGGGAAAUAAAGGGGAAAAUGUGAGAGAAAUUGAGAGUGUGGAGAAAACGGUGAGAGAAAUUGAGAGUUUAGAGAAAAAUGCAGACAAAUCAAAUCGAUCUUUAACUAUGAGGGAGCUCUUGAAUGAGUUGAGGGAUGAGGAUACCGGAUCGAUAGGAGAUGGUUAUGGUGGUGAAUUCCUUAGAAAUGGUGCAUCUUCUGAUGCUCAGAGAGGAGAUACCAGCUCCUCUUACAGUCAGGAAAGCUUGCAACAACAAUCCGUAGGCCAAAACAAUAUUGCCAUGGACUUAAUUAAUAAUGUCACUGGAGUGGAUGAAGAAGGCCGUUCUCGCCAGCGCAUACUUUCUUUUGCUGCAAAACGGUAUGCAAGUGCUAUAGAGAGAAACCCGGAGGACUAUGAUGCACUUUACAAUUGGGCAUUGGUUCUUCAGGAAAGUGCUGAUAAUGUGGGUCCCGAUUCAAUUUCUCCUUCAAAAGAUGCUUUGCUUGAAGAAGCUUGUAAAAAAUAUGAUGAGGCUACUCGAAUUUGCCCUACUCUUCAUGAUGCAUUUUAUAAUUGGGCUAUUGCCAUCUCUGACCGAGCGAAAAUGCGAGGCCGAACUAAGGAGGCUGAGGAAUUAUGGAAACAGGCAACCAAAAAUUAUGAAAGAGCUGUUCAACUUAACUGGAACAGUCCUCAGGCACUAAACAAUUGGGGACUUGCUCUGCAGGAACUAAGUGCUAUUGUUUCUGUCCGGGAAAAGCAAACCAUUGUACAAACUGCUAUCAAUAAGUUCCGUGCAGCGAUUCAGUUACAGUUUGAUUUCCAUAGGGCAAUAUACAACCUUGGCACUGUUUUGUAUGGUUUGGCAGAGGAUACCUUAAGAACUGGGAGACAGUUUGAUGCCAAAGAGAUCUCCCCUAAUGAGCUUUAUAGUCAAUCUGCAAUAUACAUUGCAGCUGCCCAUGCCUUGAAGUCCAAUUACUCGGUUUACCGCAGUGCCUUGAGGCUUGUUCGUUCGAUGCUUCCUUUGCCUUACUUAAAGGUGGGAUAUUUGACCGCACCACCUACAGGGAACCCAGUUGCCCCCCAUAAUGAUUGGAAGAGAUCCCAAUUUGUUUUGAACCAUGAAUGCCUUCAACAGGUAAGCAGGGGUGAGCCAAAGCAAUCCACACAGAGUCCUUCAGCCAUGUUAGCAAGCACCACACAUAUUGAAAAACCUCUCAUCAAAGUUGAUAUUCUUGAUAUUACAUCAAUAUCAGCAUGUGCAGAUCUUACAUUACCUCCAGGCGCGGGCCUUUGUAUUGAUACAAUACGUGGGCCAUUAUACAUGGUUGCUGAUACGUGGGAAUCCAUGGAUGGGUGGCUAGAUGCAAUUCGUCUGGUGUACACCAUCUUUGCACGUGGUAAAAGCGAUGUUCUCGCGGGUGUUAUAACAGGCUGAUUCAUUGAUAAUAUUGUAGUUUAUCGGAGGAUGUCGUCUGAUUAACUAAUCGCUCAAAUUUUCUUUGCAAAAUAUAUCUUGGCAAUUUUCUGUUGAGUUAUUUUUUCUGUUUUGGAUAUAAGUUUACUAAUGUAUUAGCAUUGUGAAAGUGUCAUCACUCAGAUGUUUGUCAAAAACCCAACAAUACAAGAGAUGUAUGCAUCCAUUUUCUUUGAAUUUC
This is a messenger RNA of Amborella trichopoda, 2012 nucleotides long. Its product is annotated as Tetratricopeptide repeat (TPR)-like superfamily protein. The record is from RefSeq and is a predicted model, not a curated record. Gene Ontology annotation, molecular function: protein binding. Lineage: Eukaryota; Viridiplantae; Streptophyta; Magnoliopsida; Amborellales; Amborellaceae.